Molecule: messenger RNA, 2412 nt
Organism: Styela clava
Lineage: Eukaryota; Metazoa; Chordata; Ascidiacea; Stolidobranchia; Styelidae
Product: crystal protein-like
Source: RefSeq, a predicted model, not a curated record
GUGAUUUUGUGACUUAAUGUUUCAGAGAUAAUUAACAUUUUAAUAGACUUUUGAAAGGCACUUUUUUAUGUGUAGUUUUUCGUGUACAGUUGAUGCUAAUAUGAAUAAAAUACCUACAGUAUGUCUAUUGAUUUUGCUCUUCGGAUACAGCCAUGAAGAUGAGCGAGCAGAUCAACACUUUGCUGACAUUUGUGAAACCGAUGAUCCCGUGGGAUAUGCACAAGUAAAUACGACAUCAGGAUUUGUAACCGGCGUGACAACGUUAAAAUCACAUGUAUUCUGGGGCAUACCUUAUGCUCAACCACCGGUUGGCGAUUUGAGAUUUCAACCACCUAAACCAAUUUUAACACCAUUGGGAAACAUAAAUGCCACCAAGAAUCAUUUUCUUCAAUGUUUCCAAUCCAAAAGCUACGAAUCUCUCAUAGCCGAUGGUCAUUGUCCUACUCAUUUGAGUGAAGAUUGCUUGAUUCUCAACGUCUUUGUGCCGUCCGCCAUUAACUUUGAUACUACCAUUUCUACAAGUAAACGACUUCCGGUUCUAUUUUUUAUUCAUGGUGGAUCAUUUAAAGCUCACUCCGGCAACCAACCUCGUCACAAUGCUGUUGGUCUUGCGAAUGCCACGAAUACCAUUGUUGUAACAAUCAAUUACCGGUUAGGUCCAUUUGGAUUUCUUGUUCAUCAUCAGAAAGAAGAAUCUGAUUUGUUGGGAAAUCAAGGACUGAAAGAUCAACAACUUGCUAUGAGAUGGGUUCAAGAUAAUAUAGAAAACUUCGGAGGAGAUAAAGAGAAGGUGACAAUAUUCGGUAACAGCGCUGGUGCACAGUCUGUGAUGUUUCAUACACUCUCUAACGUUAGUAGAAAUCUGUUUAGCAACUCUAUUCAACAAAGCAAUCCAGGAAUCAUGUCGUUUUAUGCUCCAACAAUGAAGAUUGCCUCACGUGUAACGGAUAAACUUUUACAAAAGCUUAGUUGCACCGGAAAUCAAAGAAAAUGUUUGAUAGAUUCUACAGCAGAAGCUAUCGUGGAGAAAACAAGUGAGGUCGAGACAAUGACUUACAAGGACGAAGGAAUUGGCCUAUAUUUGUCUGAAGCGUAUCAGCCUGUGGUGGACGGAGUCGAGUUUGCCGAUCAACCGGUAGCUCUAUAUCGUGAUGGCAAAUGGAACAGUGAUAAACACAUGAUUAUAGGAGUUAGUACGCAAGAAUUUGAAAAUAUUGAAUAUAGCUACCCAUAUGGUUUCGUAAUGGAUGUGGAAACUUUUUUUGAUUUUAUGAAACCGUGGUUCGACGAGGAAACAGCAAGCAAAAUUGGAGAAAAAUACGCAACUACGUAUAAUUUGGAUGAAGCCGAUGACAUGAAUAAGAUAUUUUGGAAAAUAUACUCUCACUAUUAUUUCAAUUGCCCCAGCAGAUUAUUGGCAAGACUAGCGUCCAACACCACAUCUUCCUCAGUUUAUUUUUAUGUGAAUGACCGUAAAAUACUUGAUGAUCAAUGCUUCGCAAGAGAUGGAAAUAAAUCAAAGUGCUACUUUGCCUUCCAUGCAAGCGAGAUUGAAUACAUAUUCAGGACGUUCGAAAAAGUUCGAAACGACAACUACACUGCUGAUGAUUUGCUGAUUGAAAACCUGUAUAGUACUUAUUGGGGAAACUUUGCCCACACCGGGAAUCCUUCAUCUAAGUUGAAUACUUAUAUUGACGAUUUACCGAUUUGGCCAGAAUAUAAAAAUGACAAGGAUCCGAGUAAGAGCUGGCUACACCUUAUGAUACAAGCCCCCAGAAGCACUAUACAAAAUGAGUAUUUGGAAGAGAUUUGCGACUUCUGGGACAGCAUUAAGUAUGGUGUAAAAGAUGAGGGUUCUGAAAUACCAUACGCUACCGAAGUAGCAUCAACAUCACCAUCUGCCCCGACUACCAGUAGUGGCGAAAAUGGUAAAAUAAUGCACAAAUUGUUGUUGAUUGCUUCAUUUUUGUUUUUGUACUUCAAUGUAUAGAAUUACAAAUUAUCCGUUUUGAGUCAGAAAUAGACAGUCAUUUUUCUUUUGGGAAAUACUCAUACGAACGUUGAUUUUUAUAAGCAACCUGUUUUAUCAGCGUGGUUGUCAUACCUCGCCUCAUAAACAAGUAUUGCAGCUGAAUAUCCAAGAUUCUAUUUUGCAAUUAAAAGUGUAGUGUGGCGAUUUCUAAUAUACAUUAGAAAAAGAAAAGUAGCGCUUCUGACCAUAUAAAGUACAUUACUUCUUCAGUAUCCAAGAACAUUUCCCAAACUUGUUCAGAUUCAACAAAUGUUUUGUACUUUAUUUUACAUAAUAUAAAUCACUGUACUAACAAGAUAAUCUCAAGAAUUUUUUUGAUGACUCUGUAAAUGCUUCUGUCAGAACUUGAUUUAAUAGCAAUAAAAAAUUAUGAAACCGAA